Messenger RNA from Chara braunii, 2211 nucleotides. Lineage: Eukaryota; Viridiplantae; Streptophyta; Charophyceae; Charales; Characeae. The record is from the annotation of a GenBank genome assembly.
AUGCACAGCCCGGUAGGGCAGCUGCAGAUGCAAGUGACCCCUAUGGGAUUCACAAAUGCAGUAGCGGAGACGCAAAGGAGGAUGCUCACUGUCGCAGAGGAGAUGUUUCCUGAGAAAUGCAAACCGUAUAUAGAUGAUAACCCCAUUAAGGGCGCAAGGUACAAGGAUGAGACGGAAGGUUCCAAAUGCUUCAACUGUGGUGGCGAAGGCCAUUUUGCACGUGAGUGCCCUUCGAACCAAUCGACUGUUGCUCCUAGGGGUGGGAAUGGCGUUAGUAAUGCUACUACACCGGCGCGCUAUUGGACGCCCUGGCGGAACUAUAAUGAGGAUGCUGAGGAGAAGGAGUUCUUACGUCAGCUCAUCCAAGAGAAGAGGAAGGAACAAGCGAAGAAGAGGGAGUUUGAGGAGAAGAGGAAGAUGGAUGAGAUGAUUAGAUUGGAGAUCGAGAGGAACUCUGAGGCGGUAGAAACAAGGGUCUUGUCCAAAAUUGGGCGACAGUUUCUAGAAGCUCGGGAGGAGGUGAGGAGAGAUGAAGUGAGGGUCACUCGUACACCAGUACCAGUUUACCGACAUACGGGUUUCAAGGAGUAUGCGGAUAAAGGGUUGGAAGAGAUCGAGGAUGAGAUGCAAAACUGUCGGUUAUCUAUCUUUGGGAACGUAUUGCUGGGCGGUGUUAGCUUCGGUGAAGUUCCAAUGGCUGCGCAGGGUUCCAAAUGCUUCAACUGUGGUGGAGAAGGCCACUUUGCACGUGAGUGCCCUUCGAACCGAUCGACAGCUGCUCAUGGGGAUGGGAAUGACGUUAGUAAUGCUACUACACCGGCGCGAUAUUGGACGCCCCGACGGAACUAUAAUGAGGAUGCUGAGGAGAAGGAGUUGUUACGUCAGCUCAUCCAAGAGAAGAGGGAGGAACAAGCGAAGAAGAGGGAGUUCGAGGAGAAGAGGAAGAUGGAUGAGAUGAUUAGAUUGGAGAUCGAGAGGAACUCGGAGGCGGUAGAAGCGAGGGUCAUGUUUAAAAUUGGCGGAGAGGAACUGGGCAGUCCACGAGGGCAUUCACAUGAAGAAGCGCAACCAGUUGUGCGGUUGACGGAGUAUCGGCGGGUUGGAUGCGGUUAUGUGCUGCCAUGGCAGCGGGACGAGGGCAUGCUGGAUUGCCAGGCAGGACUCGAGGCGGAGCCUGUGCGGACGGGCAUGCGUAGGGGGAUGACGGAGGAGGAGAUUGCCCGUCAGGUUGCGCUUAUUACCCGAGAUCCCAUCGGGGCCUCCGCACCACCCUCUGCUGAUGCCGUUUUCGGUAAACGUGCUUGCAUUUUUCGUUCCUACCCAAGGGAGGACGACUCGGACGAGGAGCCAGUGCCCGAGGCGCCAGAUGACCCUGCGCUCCGCAUUCCCCGUGAGAUCAACGAGACGCACGACGAUCCCGACUCCGAGGAGACGAGGGCAGACACUGCACGACGGGCGGCGGACCGGGCGGACAGGGAGAUGCUGGGGGAGAGGAGUUUUGGGGCCCAUUCGGGGAGGUCGCUUCCACGGGCAGCACAUAGGCGAGGAGGGGGCACCGUCGGCAGCAGCAGUGGAGGGUGGGACGCGACGAUCGCAACCGUGGUGGACAAGAUAGCAUCAGCAGCAGCAGCAGCAGUGCUGGAAGAGUUGGCAGUAUCAAUGCUGGAGGAGGAGGCACCGGCGGCAAGAGGAGCAGCAACAGUGGAUGGGCAGGUGGCAGCAGCAGGAGGAGAAGCUGGAGGAGCGGCAGCAGUGGAGGUGGAGGAGGCAGUAGCAGUGGAGGAGGAGGAGGCACCGUCGGCAGCUGUAAUGGAGGGGGGGGUGGCAGGACUAGUGGAGGAGGAGAUAGCCGCACAGGCGAAGGUGCAGCGUGGGGGCGAUGACGAGCGCCUCAUGCAACAGUUCCUCACAGAGGAGCUCGAUCCGGUCAUAGCGGGCUUCGAGAGACAGAGGGGGUAUUGUGUGCAGGGUGGGGUGAUGGCGAGAGAGGACGUUGCGGAGGGAGUGGCAGCAGAGGCGGUCGAUGAGGCAUUGCCGGGUGGAGCAGAGGCAGCGGACGUUGCUGUGGAGGGACGGCCACAGGCGGUGGAUGAGGCUGUGCAGGCGGGACAGCGGCGAGACGAGGGGCUAUAGACGUACGGCGUGUGGUCCAGGAGACAGCGUCGGGUGCAGUCGUUCUGUUUUCGGGUCUGCACUUGGCUCAGGUCCGAC